UGAGCCACCGCACCCAGUUGAUAUCCAUUUAAUUCUUAUUUCCUCCUGUGUGACUUGGGGACAUUAAGAGACCUUUCCUCCAAUCUUAGGAUUAAGGCAGACAAGGCACUUAAAGCCCUAGGCAUUGAGUGCUUGGUUCCAGAUGACAAGCCCCUCAGGCCAAUUCAAAGACAGCUGUUGGGUGCACUGAGGCAGGAAAUCCCAGCACCUUGCAGGGCCAGGAAAGCCCAGAGAGGUGGGCCAACAGACCGGAGGCAGUUUGGUGACCCCCCCUUCUCCCCCCUCUUCCCAUGGCCAGACUCAAUGGGGGGUGCCCAGGCAGCAGCCCCAGCCCCUCUACCACCCAGUCUUCAGGACAGCGUCUUGCACACCUCGAGGGCCGGCAGCUCAUUCUUCCACCAUCCCUGCCUUGGCCCCCCAAGCCCUGCGCUCCAACCCCCAGAUCUUGGGUAUGGGGGACAGCAAGGAACCUGCAAAGGACCCAGGGGUGGGCGGGGUAGCUCCACAGGGACCCACAGGCUUGGGGCAUUGGCGGGGAAUUCCACUCCAGCCAGUCUUCUGGGUGCCCGGGAGCCUCCUGGAGGGCAGAGAGGCGGAGCAGUCGUCAGUGGUCAGCCGUGCCCACACACUUCAGAGGCCCACAGCCCGGGAGGUCACAGCAAUGGCAGGUCCCCGGCACCCCGUUUCAGUGCGCGCCGCAGCCCUGGUGCAGAUUAAGCAGCUCCAGACUUUCGCCUUCUCAGUGCACUGGUCAGACGGCAGCGACACUUUUGUGCGCAGAAGCUGGGACGAGUUCAGACAGCUCCAGAAGACCCUGAAAGAGACCUUCCCGGUGGAGGCUGGCCUGCUGCGGAGAUCGGACCGCAUUCUCCCCAAGCUUCCCGAUGCACCGCUGUUGGCGCACGGGGGACGCACGGGCCGAGGCCUGGCCCGCCUGCGGCGGCUGGAGACCUAUUCACGGACACUGCUGGUGACUGCAGAGCGUGUGGCGCAGAGCCCGGCCCUCACCAGCUUCUUUGCACCGCAACCCCUCGACCUGGAGCCCGAAUUGCCACCGGGCAGCCUGGUGAUCCUGCCCGCCCCCGAGGAGCCCCUAUCCCGCCCCGCCAGCAGCCUCGCCAUCCACAGCCUGGAGACUCAGAGCCUGCGCUGCCUGCAGCCCUUCAGCACCCAGGACACGCGGGGCAGGUCUUUCCACGUGCAGGCCCAGGAAAGCCUGGACGUGCUGCUGCGACACCCCUCAGGCUGGUGGCUGGUGGAGAAUGAGGACCAGCAGACAGCCUGGUUUCCAGCUCCCUACCUGGAGGAGGUGGCCCUAGGCCAGGGCCCAGACGGGGUGCCAUCCAUGGGGAGCAGCGGCCCCCAGUUCUGUGCUUCCCGCACCUACGAGAGCAGCCGCGCAGAUGAACUGUCGGUGCCUGCGGGGGCGUGUGUGCAUGUGCUGGAAACGUCCGACCUCGGCUGGUGGCUGUGCAGGUAUGGUGGCCGUACGGGACUCCUCCCCGCAGUGCUGCUGCAGCCGGAAGGGCUGGGCGCGCUCCUCCGUGGGCCCGGGUUCCGUGGUGGGGAGGACAGAGCUGGUGAGGCCCGCGGCUCCCCUGACGCCCCCCAGGCCAGGACCCCUGCCCCUACCGUGCCUACCCGACCCCAGCUGAGUGCCAUCCAGAGCCGCUGCUGCACCAUCACCCGCAGGGCACUGGGACGGCACCUAGGGCCCCAGGGCUCCCCUUGAGGACUGUGGAACCACGGGGCGGGGGCCUGCGCUGCGCACGCCACAACCCCUGUGGGCCAAGGAUCGGCAGGAUGACUGCCCCUGUCCUGACUGUCCCUGUCCGUGGCUGCACCAUCCCCAGCACCGGGGUAGUCGCUGGCUAGGGGACGAGUUCCCAUUUCCUCUGAGUAAAACUCUCUUAAUGACCCAAA
Molecule: messenger RNA, 1923 nt
Organism: Lemur catta (Ring-tailed lemur)
Lineage: Eukaryota; Metazoa; Chordata; Mammalia; Primates; Lemuridae
Gene: NOXO1
Product: NADPH oxidase organizer 1
Exons: 8
Coding region: 452-1732 (426 amino acids)
Biological process (GO): superoxide anion generation
Molecular function (GO): phosphatidylinositol binding; superoxide-generating NADPH oxidase activator activity; protein binding
Source: RefSeq, a predicted model, not a curated record